Messenger RNA from Mesocricetus auratus (golden hamster), 2866 nucleotides. It is a transcript of the gene Twnk, whose product is annotated as twinkle mtDNA helicase. Gene Ontology annotation, molecular function: 5'-3' DNA helicase activity; single-stranded DNA binding; ATP binding. NCBI's taxonomy places the organism in Eukaryota, Metazoa, Chordata, Mammalia, Rodentia, Cricetidae. Bases 46 to 2091 code for a protein of 681 amino acids. Gene Ontology annotation, biological process: mitochondrial DNA replication. The transcript is spliced from 5 exons. The record is from RefSeq and is a predicted model, not a curated record. Gene Ontology annotation, cellular component: mitochondrion.
AGACACCAGCACUUACUGCCGUAGAGGCAGCCCACUCCGUCAGGAAUGUGGCUCCUCCGAUGCGCGCACCCCGUCCGGAUCUUGCUGCCGCUGCGAGGGGAGUGGAUGGGCCGGAGGGGCCUGCCCCGAAGCUUGACUCCAGGCCCCCCUCGCAGAAGGUACAGAAAGGAAGCCCUCCCGGCCUUAGAGGAGCCUGUGUCGCCUGUGACCACAACUGAAAUCCGCCAGUAUCUACGGACGCAUGGGAUACCGUUCCACGAUGGCCACAGUUGUCUUCGGGCACCAAGCCCCUUUGUGGGGUUCUCAGACUUCAGCAAUCUGAAGAAGGAUUCUCCCACUUCCUUCUGCCUCUUCAUUGACAAGACCACAGGACACUUUCUCUGCAUGACUAGCCUAGCAGAAGGGAGCUGGGAAGACUUCCAGGCCAGUGUGGAGGGACGAGGGGAUGGAGCGAAAGAGGGAAUCCUGCUUACUGAGAGCCCGGAAGCUGCGGACAGGGAGCAGGUCCUGAGAAUCUGGAACCGAGCCAUACCUCUUUGGGAGCUGCCUGACCCUGAGGAGGCCAAGCUGGCACGUGUGAUGUUUGACCUUACCAAGGUGACAGAUGACACACUCAAGAGGUUCAGUGUCCGUUAUCUUCGCUCUACUCGAAGUUUGGUCUUCCCUUGGUUCACCCCUGGGGGCUCAGGAUUACGUGGCCUGAAGCUGCUAGGGGCUGAAGGUCAGGGGAAUGAAGUCCAGUAUGUGGAGACCACCAUUCCCCGGCCUGGCGCCUACCACAACCUAUUCGGGUUACCACUGAUCAGCCGUCGAGAUGCUGAGGUGGUCCUGACAAGCCGUGAGCUGGACAGCCUGGCCUUGAGCCAGUCCACAGGGCUGCCCACCCUCUCCCUACCCCGAGGAACGGCCUGCCUGCCCCCAGCUUUACUCCCUUACCUUGAACAGUUCCGACGGAUUGUGUUCUGGCUAGGGGAUGACCUUCGGUCCUGGGAGGCCGCCAAACUGUUUGCCCGAAAGCUCAACCCCAAGCGAUGUUCUUUGGUGAGGCCUGGAAACCAGCAACCUCGUCCCCUGGAGGCUUUAAACCAAGGCUUAAGUCUUCCUCGUAUUCUUCGUACUGCCCUCCCUGCCUGGCACAAGUCUAUUGUGUCUUUCCGCCAGCUCCGUGAGGAGGUUCUAGGAGAGCUAUCAAAUGUGGAGCAAGCAGCUGGUGUCCGUUGGAGUCGCUUCCCAGACCUCAAUCGUCUGCUGAAGGGGCAUCGGAAGGGCGAGCUGACAGUCUUUACAGGACCUACAGGCAGUGGAAAGACAACAUUCAUCAGUGAGUAUGCCCUGGACUUGUGUACCCAAGGGGUGAACACACUUUGGGGUAGCUUUGAGAUCAGCAAUGUGAGACUAGCCCGGGUCAUGCUGACUCAGUUUGCUGUGACACGGCUGGAAGAGCAACUGGACAAGUAUGAGGAGUGGGCAGACCGCUUUGAGGACCUGCCUCUCUAUUUCAUGACUUUCCACGGACAACAAAGCAUCAGGUCUGUAAUAGACACAAUGCAACAUGCUGUCUACGUCUAUGACGUCUGUCAUGUAGUCAUUGACAACUUGCAGUUCAUGAUGGGUCAUGAGCAGUUCUCUACUGACAGGAUUGCUGCUCAAGACUGCAUCGUUGGAGCCUUUCGGAAGUUUGCUACAGACAACAGCUGCCAUGUGACUCUGGUUAUUCACCCACGGAAGGAGGAUGAUGACAAGGAGCUGCAGACAGCAUCCAUUUUUGGCUCAGCCAAAGCAAGCCAAGAAGCAGACAAUGUUCUGAUCCUGCAGGAUAGGAAGCUGGUGACUGGGCCAGGGAAACGGUAUCUGCAGGUGUCCAAGAAUCGUUUUGAUGGAGAUGUAGGUGUCUUCCCACUGGAGUUCAACAAGAGUUCCCUUACCUUCUCCAUCCCGCCGAAGAGCAAAGCCCGACUCAAGAAGAUCAAGGAUGACAAUGGACUAGUGGCCAAAAAGUCCUCUUCUGGCAAAAAGGGAGCUGGGCACCAGAACGCUGAGACUUGCUCCGGCCAGGACCCCAGCUCCUACCAGCCAGAUCCAAGUCCUUAAGGUGAAAGCUGUGCAUAGCCGCUUGCUGAAAUGAGCUUGAAAGGCCAGGCUAACAGACCCUUGGCCUUCUGCUAGGGCUCUUCCAUGUAGUCCUGAGAUAUGGAACCUUCCCAGCCUUUGGCUGGGUUCCAUGGUGAGAAAAUUGAAUUCAGCAGCUACUGGGGACCUCCUGAAAGCUGGGUUUUCUUUAUAUAUAUGCACACACACAGCACUAAAAAAGACAAGGUCUGUUUCCAAAGAACCGGCAUUUCGGUAAAGGAACAAAGUGAAUAGUGUGAGACUGCUUACAGACUAGUUUUCAUUUGGCAGUCUGAAAAGGUCAGAGGGCAUGUGAGAACUAGGACUGUGGGCCUUGUGAACCUCUGGAGAAAGGGUCCAGGCAGAGAAACGUACUAAAACCUGAGGUGGGAAUGAGCAGGUCAGACAGUGACGGUAGGCCCCGGAACUGUCAUGCAACAGGAGGCUUCCUGCUGAAACUCCUGCAGUUAGGCAUUCAGAGGCACCAAGCCUCUCUGUUCUCUGCUCUCUGCUGUGUAGAGCCAGGCUUUGUAAGGUAGGUGUACCUGUUAGAACUGACCUAGGUGCUUAAGCCGGUACUCUCAGGGCCUCAAAGAAGGGAGCUUCCUCCCACUGUAUUGCAUCGCCAUAGAACCUUGGAAAGAAGCUGUGAGCCCACGGUGGCUGCCUCUGGGAUACUGAUUCCAUUGUAUGCUGCCUCUGACAGCUGCAGUUAGGACUCAGAGCCUUUUCCAGUUUGAAUGAAACAUUGCCUUUG